GAGGACAAAUCCCCGCUGCAGAACCUGGUGGAAGAGGCCAUUUUGAGCAGCUCCAUGGUGCAGGAACCCGACGGGGCGGAAAAGCUCCGGAGAUCCCGCACGAGGAGGGGCUGCAAACGCAGAUUGUGGGGAUUUGAGGGGGAAAGACCCACCCUGGGCCGGGGAGGCGGCCGAAGAUGGAGCCAGAGCUCGGAGCUGGGGGUCCCUGAGCAGCUCCAUGAUGGGGAGAAGCCCCACAAGUGCUCGGAGUGUGGGAAGAGCUUCAGGAGGAGGUCCGAGCUGAUCGUGCACCAGAGGACCCACACUGGGGAGAGGCCCUACGAGUGUGGGGAGUGUGGGAAGGGCUUCAGCCGGAGCUCCAGCCUGAUCAUGCACCAGAGGAUCCACACUGGGGAGAGGCCCUACGAGUGUUCUGAGUGUGGGAAGAGGUUUCAGACCAGCUCCUGUCUCCUCCGGCACUAUCGGGUUCACACCGAGGAGAGGCCCUUCUGCUGCCCCGACUGUGGGAAGGGAUUCAGGGACAACUCAAAUCUCAUCCAGCAUCGCCGCAUCCACACUAGGGAGAGGCCCUACGAGUGUCCCCGGUGUGGGAAGAGAUUCUCAUAUAGCUCUAACUUGACCAAACACCAACGGAGGCACCGGUAAGGGAAGCCCUGCGAGUGCCCCGAGUGCGAGAAGAGCUAAACUCCAUCCCCAACUGGAGGACCGACAUUGGGCACAGCCCUGGUGACCCACAUUCCCUGUGAUCCAUGUUGGGAACACACCUGGCUGCUUCUCCUUUAGUGCUGACCUUUAUUUUUUUCUCUUCUCAAACUCUCUCUGCUCCAAGACCCAACAGGGAUCGAUCUUUCACCUCAAAUCCACUCACAUCCCACUGAAAACAAAUGAAUUUUAACCCACAGAGCCUCAAUCCCACCUCAAAUUGUUUGUUCCCACCUCAAAAAAAACCAAUCCCACACCAAACUCACUUGAAUCCACAGCUGCCAGGGUGAGAUGGGUUUGGGAGGAGAUUGGGAGAAGUGGGAUCCCAAUUUGGAACGGUGGGAUGGGGAUUGUGUGGGGCUGGGUGGCUGGGAUGUAUUUGAUAGCAAAUAGAACUUUCAGACUUA
Messenger RNA from Taeniopygia guttata (zebra finch), 1109 nucleotides. NCBI's taxonomy places the organism in Eukaryota, Metazoa, Chordata, Aves, Passeriformes, Estrildidae. The record is from RefSeq and is a predicted model, not a curated record.